GGCGCGUGCUCUCAACCACCCGCAAAAUCCCCUGCAGCCAAUUUACGCGGCCGCCCUCAUCAACGGCCAACGCCUGCGCGCCCUGGGGUCCAUCAAGACAACUCAUCGAUAUUCACCCAACGGCGCAGACCCCGGACCCAGAGAACGCAUCAGGGCCGCCUCCGAGGGUCACCGGAUCAAAAAGGUCAAGGCGUUCAGACUCCAGACCGAGCGCGUGCCCACCCCCCCAGCCUCGUCGUGCGCAUUUCUCUUCAAGCCAGCCAGCCCCCCGGGCGCCCGCCCGCACACUCAUCAGCAGCCAUGGCUCCCGCGCGGCAGCAGCCCUCGCCCCAGUUCAGCAAGGACGAAAAGGUCCUCUGCUUCCACAUGGACAUGCUCUACGAGGCCAAGAUCAUGGACGUGCAGCCUGGCGACAAGCCCGGCGACGGCUUCCGCUACAAGGUGCACUACAAGGGCUGGAAGAACACGUGGGACGACUGGGUGCUCGCCGACCGCAUCCGCCCCUUUGACGACGAGCACAAGGAGCUGGCCGCCCAGCUGCACGCCCAGCUCAAGCACAGCCUGCAGAAGAACGCCAAGCAGCCCAAGAAGAACCUCAGGAACGGCGGUGACUCGGCCCGUGGUAGUGAAGAACGAGGCUCGGCCGCCGCUCAGGGGGGUCGCGGAGGCCGACGCGGCAAGGACUGGGAACUCGAGCAGGAGGACGCCUUUCACAGCAAGCCAAUGAUCAACAUCCCAGUACCCGAUCAUGUUCAGGCGAUGUUGGUCGACGACUGGGAGAACAUCACAAAGAACAAUCAACUGGUGCCGCUGCCGCAUCCGAAACCAGUCAACGUUAUUCUUGAAGAAUACCUGACCUUCGAGCGGCCGCAUCGCGAGGAAGGCUCCGCCAGCAUGGACAUCUUGGAGGAGGUUGUCGCUGGUCUUCGCGAGUAUUUCGAGAAGGCGCUGAGCAGGAUACUGCUCUACCGUUUUGAGCGUCAUCAGUACAUGGACAUUCGCAAGUUGUGGGACACCAACACGGAGGACAAUGCCCAGUACAAGAGCGUUUGCGAUGUCUACGGCGCCGAGCAUCUGGCCCGCCUCAUCGUCUCACUGCCGGACCUCUUGGCCCAGACCAACAUGGAUCAGCAGUCCGUCUCUAGACUUAGGGAGGAGAUUGGCAAGUUCACCGUCUGGCUGGCGCGGAACUGCGAGACCUACUUCGUCAAGGAGUAUGAAACGCCCUCGCAGGAGUACAUCGACAAGGCUAGGAGUUUCUGAGCUGCGGGACGAUGGCCGUCCAUCGGGCUGAAGAGCGGGAUAGCGCAUGGGGGGAUGGACUGAGGGGUGCCAGCGCGGAGGACAGUCGGAGGAAAGGAGAGACAGCGGGAUGGUAGGGUUUUGUUUGCUGCAUUCGGGCUCCGGGGGUCUUUCAUUCUUGUUCUUGUGCAGUUGCAAAUGGGCAACGCGGACCAGGUCAGGUCAGGUCAGGUUUUCGGAACUGAGGCGAACAAAGGGGCAGCGAAUGGAAACGGCGUUUGCGAUGACAUGUCUGGUUGAUGCUAUGUGAAAAAAAAAAGGCUUGCGAC
Messenger RNA from Purpureocillium takamizusanense, 1571 nucleotides. RefSeq names its product Esa1p-associated factor (gene EAF3). Gene Ontology annotation, biological process: chromatin organization; regulation of DNA-templated transcription. Lineage: Eukaryota; Fungi; Ascomycota; Sordariomycetes; Hypocreales; Ophiocordycipitaceae. The transcript has 4 exons. Bases 301 to 1263 code for a protein of 320 amino acids. The record is from RefSeq and is a predicted model, not a curated record. Gene Ontology annotation, cellular component: nucleus; Rpd3S complex; NuA4 histone acetyltransferase complex.